Messenger RNA from Symbiodinium necroappetens, 1488 nucleotides. NCBI's taxonomy places the organism in Eukaryota, Dinophyceae, Suessiales, Symbiodiniaceae. The record is from the annotation of a GenBank genome assembly.
AUGGUGGAGCUCCGGAUGGACUUGGCAGCAGCGGCCGUGGAUGGAGCGGCCGAGCUCGGAGGUCCCACAGUCGAGGCGACUUCUUCUUUCAUCUGCUAUAGCGAGGAGCAGAUGUCCUUGGCCGCCACCGUGACGGACGAGUCGUACGCGGCCGGGAUCAGCACCUCAGAGGCAGUGGCUCAGGGGAAAGCUGUGAUCGAUGGAGGAGCUACCCGAACCCUGGCUUCGUGUGCCGCAAUGGAGGCUAUCAUGGCCUUGAAUGCAAAGCGCUCGGGGCAUAACGGGUUGCUGAACGUGGACAAGGAGAACUGCCCCACCUUCGGCUUCGGCAAUGGCUCCACCAAUCGAUGCACAGCUACAGUACAACUCGCUAUUCGAGCAGAUGAGAAGCCCGGCUCCUUGACUGUACAUUGUUUGGAUCAAGGUACAGGACCGCUACUGCUGUCCGUAGACACCUUGCGACGGCUGAAAGCUGUCAUUGAUUUUGAAUCUGACUUAGUGUGUUUCCGUGCUUUAGACGCAACACGCUUGGUUCCUGUAGAGCGCUCGCAGACGGGACAUCAGCUGAUUCCAAUGACCGAAGACCUGUUUAAGAACAGCCUGGCCGCCAAAAGCGCGGUUGUCAGCUUUCGAGAUCUCGUCGGGAUCUUUGCCCACGAACUUCCUCUACUUCGGUACCGUCACAACAUGCCGAAGGCCACCAAGGCAGACCUCCAGGCGGAGCUCUUGGAGUUGGGGGAAGAUGUCCCCAGCCGGUGGACGCGCAUGGAGUUAGAGCAGAGGCUACGGGAGCUUCGCACACAGGGCCUCGCGGACAGCGAGGAGACCACGACGAUGACCGAGAUGGAGACGAUGAACAAGGAGCUGCGUCGUGCGGCGCGGAAGAAGGCUACGUUGGUGACUUACUGCACCGACACUCUGGGGAUGACCCUGACCGGCAACGAGACCAUGGCGGUGCUGGAGAGCAAGGCCUUGACGAGUAUCAUGAAGCAGAGCAAGGCCGAGGGCGGCGACUACGUGGGUUUCGGCUGCCACUCCAAGGAGCGCUACAACACGAUCCACCACAACUACCCGGAGUAUGCUCAGUGGGUAAAAACGACCUACAAGGAAUCCGGAGAUCAAGGUGUGGAUCAUCGUUUGGCGCGAUUGGCCAAGUGGCUAGAGCAGCAAUCAGCGACGAUCUCCAAGCCACCGCCGACCGCAAAGACUCAGGGCUACAUGAUCGCCACCAAGGACCCGAAAGGUCGUGCCAGUCCGACGAAGAAAGGACCGUCGACAGCCAGGGGCAGUGCGGAUGUUGCCCCCAGCGAGAGCGACUGGAAGUUGGCGAUGAUGGCCGAGACCCUAGACCUUUUGCGUGCGGAGAUUGCGGAAGUACGAGCCGAACGUCCGAGGAAGACAGUGGCCCGCGCCGACGAGGAGAUGACAGACUCGUCCUUCAGCAUGGUGUCCGAGAGUCCGCACAAGAAGGGGGAGCACAAGAAGUGA